Molecule: messenger RNA, 2530 nt
Organism: Onychostoma macrolepis
Lineage: Eukaryota; Metazoa; Chordata; Actinopteri; Cypriniformes; Cyprinidae
Gene: slc43a1a
Product: solute carrier family 43 member 1a
Exons: 15
Coding region: 553-2181 (542 amino acids)
Biological process (GO): neutral amino acid transport; transmembrane transport
Molecular function (GO): L-amino acid transmembrane transporter activity; neutral L-amino acid transmembrane transporter activity
Source: RefSeq, a predicted model, not a curated record
UAAAUUCCAUAGUUACGGCUAGUCACUACAAUAAAAACAAGGCAACUUAUUUUCAGCCAAAAAGCAAUAAACAUAAUCAAAACAUAAAGAUUUACACUCUUAUCAUAUUUAAGGAAUAUCCUGUUCUAAUGAAUGAUUUCACAGUAGCUUGAUAACGUUUAACUGACGCUUUUAACCGAACUAACGUUACUUGAGGGCAUGCUAAUAUUGGCUUAUAAUGUUAAUAGCUAAUUUCGGAGCAGGGACAGUAUGUUAAUAGUGUGUACGCCCUCGAUGCAAGUCACAAACGAGUGUAACAACCAGUGAAAAGGGGGAUCGUGAGGGAGUUGCUCUUCCAUCAUUGUUAAAUAUGAGGCUAGCGUGAAGACUUCUGGAGAUCUUUGCCUGCUGCUCUGAAGAAAGACACGAGAAACAGAAGCUCAGGCCAGAUAAACUCCAUUAUCAACUCGACUCAACAGAAGCAUUUGUAGUAUUUAUCUUUUGUUUGAGCGCCGAAACCGAAGGAAACCAGGAAAUAACGCGCGGCUGACAUUUGGAAAUUGUAUCAAAAAAAUGAAGAGGAUGGCUCCGUCUCUGUUGCAGGCGUACAGCAGGCGCUGGUGGAUGGCCGUCACAGCCGUGCUGGAGAAUCUGUCGUGUUCGGCCGUGCUGUUGGGCUGGGGCUCUCUGCUCAUCAUGCUCAAAGGACAGGGCUUUUACUCGCACCUGUGCACAGAAAAUAAUACUGAUGGUGUGAACGCUAGCGCACCAGAUGAUUGGCUGAGUUGUGUGGAACAGGAAGAAAUGCUGAACUUGGGUUUCACCAUUGGCUCAUUCCUGCUCAGUGCUGCCACAUUACCAUUGGGUAUAUUGAUGGACCGGUUUGGCCCCAGGCCUCUGCGCCUCGGUGGAAGUGCGUGUUUUGCGCUCUCUUGUGUGAUAAUGUCCAUAUCAUCAUAUCAACCAGAAGUCCUCUCUGCACUCAUUUUCUUGGCUCUUUCACUCAACGGCUUUGGAGGAAUCUGUCUGACCUUCACAUCACUCACGCUGCCAAACAUGUUUGGAAGUCUGAGCUCCACCGUGCUGUCACUGAUGAUCGGCUCCUACGCUUCAUCGGCUGUCACCUUCCCUGGAGUCAAGCUGAUAUAUGAUGCUGGGGUGUCGUUUACUGUUAUCAUGUGGAUGUGGGCCGGCUUGGCUUCUCUGGUCUUUCUCAACUGUUUCCUGAACUGGCCAGCAGAAGGGUUUGCUACACAAGAAGAGAUUGAGAUUAGGAAAAAGAGGCAUUCAGAUGAAAACCACAAAUUAUCGUCUGACGAGGCGACGGGAGAAACCGAGAAACUGCCGGCUGUAGCUCAGGACACACAAGCUUUGGUCCCGUUCCGGCGCUCCGUGUUCUCUCCCAUCUUUCUGUGGAGUCUGAUCACUAUGGGAAUGACUCAGCUGAGAAUCAUCUUCUUUAUGGGAGCCAUGAAUAAGAUGUUGGAGUUCCUGGUCAUCCAAGGAGAUGAUCACCCCUCUAAACUGCUGCAUGAGGCUGAGGAGAAAGUGAGCUUCUACUCGUCCAUCUUUGGCACGCUGCAGCUCUUGUGUCUGGUCACCUGUCCUCUGAUCGGAUACAUCAUGGACUGGAAGAUGAAAGAGUGUGAGGUGGAUCAGACGACGGCGCGGGGAGAAAAAGAAGUCGUUGCGGUCCCGAAGCAUGACAGGAAGAUCCAGAAGCUGACCAAUGCCAUGAGAGCCUUCAUCUUCACUAACGUGCUGCUGUUUCUGUUCGGGAUCCUCUCACUCGUGGACAACCUGCCUCUACAGAUUGUGACGUUUAUUUUGCAUACUGUGGUACGAGGUUUCAUUCACUCGUGUUGUGGAGGACUGUAUGCUGCUGUGUACCCGUCUAAUCAUUUUGGCACCCUCACCGGGCUGCAGUCUAUGAUCAGUGCAGUGGUGGCUCUGCUGCAGCAGCCUCUCUUCAUGAUUAUGUUGGGACCUCUGAAAGGAGAUGCUUACUGGAUCAACGUGGGGCUUCUGCUCCUCUCAUUGGCCGGAUUCCUGUUGCCGGGGUAUUUGUUCUACCAUCGCAGACAGCUUCUUCAGAUGAAGGCCGCAGGAAAAGCGAAUGGACACGCUCCUGUUGAGAACCCAGCUCUGACCCAGCCGCUGACCAACGGACUGAGCAACGGUUACGUCUCUCAAGAAGCCUAACUCAAUAACCGAGCAUCACGGGACUCUUCACAUUUCAUCACGCUACAGCAAACCCUGCCGUUUCUCACACAAUCCUCAUUUAAACACGUUUCAUUUUUUUGUUGUAUGAGAGACGUUGGGAUGAUGGCUGUGAAAGCAGCAUCAGAUCAGUAUUGUCUUCACUGCAAAAAAUAAUUUUCUUCCUUAUUUUCUAGUAUAAAUAUCUACAAAUUCUUGAAUCGGGAUGCAUUUACUGAUGCAUGACAAGUAAAAUGACUAUUUUGUCUUGUUUUCUGAAAAUAUUAUCCAAAUUUAGUUUGUUUUUGCUUGAACAAGCAAAAAUAUCUGCCAAUGGGGUAAGAAAAAUAAU